Messenger RNA from Folsomia candida, 2908 nucleotides. RefSeq names its product DNA-directed RNA polymerase II subunit RPB1-like. The coding region runs from base 161 to 1519 and encodes 452 amino acids. The transcript has 18 exons. Gene Ontology annotation, molecular function: DNA binding. Gene Ontology annotation, biological process: DNA-templated transcription. The record is from RefSeq and is a predicted model, not a curated record. Gene Ontology annotation, cellular component: RNA polymerase II, core complex. NCBI's taxonomy places the organism in Eukaryota, Metazoa, Arthropoda, Collembola, Entomobryomorpha, Isotomidae.
GUGACACAUGUUAAAGGGGGUGGGUGGGUGUCCAAAAAAUCAAAAUAUUUUGCGUUAUGAAGUUUAUGAACGUCCCUUGUAGACUAAACUCGGCAUUUAUAAUUCCACCCCCACCCAAAUCCAGAACUUGACCUUUCCCGAGAUCGUGACCUCGUUUAAUAUGGAUAAGAUGACGGAACUCGUGGCGCGAGGGAAUAACCAAUAUCCCGGAGCAAAGUACAUCAUACGCUCGAACGGGGACAGAAUUGAUUUGCGAUUUCAUCCGAAAUCUUCCGAUCUCCAUUUACAAUUAGGAUACCGGGUCGAACGUCACAUUCGAGAUAGUGAUCUCGUAAUUUUCAACCGACAACCCACCCUUCACAAAAUGUCCAUGAUGGGUCACAGGGCCAAAGUGCUGCCCUGGUCGACUUUCAGAAUUAAUUUAAGCUGCACAACGCCUUACAAUGCUGAUUUUGACGGGGACGAGAUGAAUCUACACGUCCCACAGUCGAUGGAAACACGCGCCGAGGUUGAAAAUCUGCACAUUACCACGCGUCAAAUUAUCACCCCACAAGCGAACAAGCCCGUCAUGGGGAUCGUCCAGGACACGUUGACUGGUGCGAAGAAGAUGACCAAGAGAGACGUCUUCCUGACCAAGGACGGGAGGAUGCCGAUGCCCGCCAUCGUAAAGCCGAUUCCUCUCUGGACGGGGAAGCAACUCUUCACGCUUAUCAUUCCCGGAAACCUGAACCUCGUCAAAACCCACGCCACACAUCCGGACGACGAGGACGACGGUCCGUACAAGUGGAUUUCCCCGGGAGACACGAAAGUCAUGGUGGAGCAUGGAGAACUCAUCAUGGGAAUUCUAUGCAAAAAGAAGCCCGGAACGAAUGAGGGCACUUCUUCACAUCUGCUUUACCGAAUUAGGUCAACCAUCGUAAAUAAUUGGUUGAUGUAUGAAGGAAACUCAAUCGGAAUUGGGGACACGAUUGCAGAUCCUCAAACAUAUCUCGAGAUCCAAAGAACAAUCAAGAAGGCGAAGGAGGACGUGAUCGAGGUGAUUCAAAAAGCACACAACAUGGAGCUCGAGCCCACUCCGGGAAACACGCUUCGACAAACGUUCGAAAAUCAGGUUAACUGGAUUCUUAACGAUGCUCGUGACAAGACUGGCGGCUCCGUGAAGAAGUCUCUCACAGAGUACAACCACCAGGAUGAUCUCAAGCACAAACUUUCCGACAUUAUUAAGGCCAACAAUGAACUUUUGCGCUACGACCAGUCCGGCGCUGCAGCUCACAUUAUUGCAGAAAAUGUUAAAAUGCUCCAAUUUCACGUGGCAACCCUCACCGAUAACGAAAUACCCGGUCUGCCGCGCCCCAUGCAAACUUCUGGCCGUCCCCUAAAAGCGAACAAAGCGCGGCUGAAGGGAAAAGAUAGCAGAAUUCGGGGCAACUUGAUGUGUAAACGGGUCGAAGUGCUGCCCUGGUCGACUUUCCGAAUGAAUUUGAGUUGCACAUCGCCUUACAACGCUGAUUUUGGCUAGGACGAGAUGAAUCUACACGUCCCACAGUCGAUGGAGACACGCUCCGAAGUUGAAGAUCUACACAUCACGACCCGUCAAAUUAUCACCCCACAAGCGAACAAGCCCGUCAUGGGGAUCGUCCAGGACACGUUGAUUGGUGUGAAGAAGACGACCAAAAGGGACGUCUUUCUGACCAAGGUGAUGUGAUAGUUUUUUAAAACAAGAAUCAGGCCCUGUGUUUUACCAGUGUGACAAGUGUGGCACCUUUUUCCGUUCCAAACCCCUGGCCGCAAUUCAUCUUUGGACUGCAGGGCAUGGAAAACCUAGUUCUGCCGGAUGGAGCACGGUCCCCUUUCCCACGCCAAUAUUGAAAUUGGACAAAUUACUCGAAGUUGUCGUAGCACCAGAAAUAGAAACUGAUUUUGAUGAAAAAUUGGCAGCCAGCCCGCUAUUCGUCCCAGUCGAGAUGGAGACGGAGUUUGAGUUUGAAAACGUCGUCGAACUAUGCGAACCUUUGGAGGAAUCUGGUAUUCCUCCAAGUUCCGAAAAUCCUGUCAGAAAGAGAAAACAGUUCAUCGCAAAAUAUCGCUCUUAUGAUGAGAUUAAAGAAGAAACCGUUCAUGAAGGUUUUCAAGCUGUGGUGCAAGGACUAAUGACACUCAAAAAUGCAGGAAAUGCAACCCUGGCCGACACCAAAUCUCUCCCUCCGGUAUAAAUACAAUCCGACACAGGAGUAAAAACUAAAUUGACUUGUGACAAAUGUGGGAAAACUUUUUCCACAAAUUUUACACUCCGACGACACCAGGAAAUCGUUAAAAAUUGCUCCAACCUAACCACACGUGAGCGAGUUGAUUUUACUGGACCAGAUAAACGCAAAAACAGGGUCCGACGGUGUCAGCGUGUCGCGAUCGAUCUAUCUUGUGACAAGUGCGACGUCAUAUUUGUUCACGCUACUUCAUUGAAACGACAUUUAAGCAACAAAAGUUGCUCGAACGUCAAGACUCCAUCGAGUAGCAAUAUCAAGAAGACAGGGAGAAUAAAGUGUAACAAAUGCGACGCGACAUUUAUUCACGCUAGUUCAUUAGAGCGACAUUUAAAAAAUAAAAGUUGUUUCAACGUCAAAACACCUGUUCCAUUAAGGAGAAAAAGUGCACUGCCAUUGGGGAGAAUAAUUUGUGGCAAAUGUGGACUCACUUUUGCCUCAAAUUAUUCACUCGAACGACAUCAGACUAACGUUAAAGACUGUUCCAACAAAAUCAUACUCGCUCAGCUAAUCAGAAAACGGCAGCGGGUAGGUUUUACCAGACCAGUUAGACCCAAAACUGUCGCAAUCGAUGGAUCUCAAACUCACUACGAGCAACACGUGAAACUGAAAACUAACUUGAACUCGUCCCCUGCCGAAACUAAUGC